Carassius auratus (goldfish) is the source of this 5352-nucleotide messenger RNA. Its product is annotated as A disintegrin and metalloproteinase with thrombospondin motifs 5-like. The coding region runs from base 191 to 2782 and encodes 863 amino acids. Gene Ontology annotation, cellular component: extracellular matrix. Gene Ontology annotation, molecular function: metalloendopeptidase activity. Gene Ontology annotation, biological process: proteolysis; extracellular matrix organization. The transcript is spliced from 8 exons. Lineage: Eukaryota; Metazoa; Chordata; Actinopteri; Cypriniformes; Cyprinidae. The record is from RefSeq and is a predicted model, not a curated record.
UUAAGAGGAAACUUUGUGUUUUGUUCUCCAAGUUCACUUUAGUUCUCGCUCGUCUCUCGUGCUGCCUCCGUGACGCGUGCGAUGCGCGCCGGGACUCGUGCAUCAGUGCAGCUCCAGAUCGGUUUACAGCUGCGUCUCGGAUCGUAAUGUUUCCCAAAGUUUUCUGCACCGGACUGAACUACAUGGAAUAAUGUGGCGGAUCAUGUUGCUGUGUUGCGCUCUGGAGGGGUGCGCUGCGCUCCGUCCACCUGCGAACGCGUCUCUCCUCGCACCUGUCCGAGGCGUCGUGCGCACCGUGGACCGGAUUUAUCACGGAGGAGGGAAGGCGGGUUAUCUUCUCUACAUGGACGAGCAGCGCUUUCAGCUGGAUAUGGAGCGGGAUGAGUCUGUACUGUCUCAGCACCUCGGGUUGAACGCAGACGCAGAGCGUUUGCAGCCGCGUCGGGAAUGCGUUUACCGCGGCACCGUCAACUCAAACGCGGAGUCGCUCGCGCUUUUCAAUCUGUGCGGCGGAGGACUCGACGGGUUUUUCGCAGUGGAUGACGCGCGGUACACCGUCACCCGAGCCGACGCGACGCGCGCUCUCUACUAUUACACGCGCGAGAGCUUCGGUUUCGAAGCGAUGCCCGCGCGGCACAGCUGUGGCACGCGCGACCGCAAAGCGCGGAACGCGCGUAGGCAGUUCGCGAAGCGCGACGCGCUGACGCGACGCAAGCGCUCCGUGUCCCGCGCGCGGCACGUGGAGCUGCUGCUGGUCGCUGACGCGUCCAUGACGAAGAAGUACGGGAAGGACCUGCACCAUUACCUGUUGACGCUCGCGUCCAUCGCGUCCAAACUCUACGGCCACGCCAGCAUCGAGAACCCCAUCCGCCUGUCCGUGGUUAAAGUGGCGAUCCUGUCCGAGCACGAGAAGGGCAUCGACGUGUCCAAGAACGCGGCCGCGACGCUCAAGAGCUUCUGUAAAUGGCAGAAUCAGCAGAACCCUCUGGAUGACGACCACCAGCAUCACCACGACGCGGCGAUCCUCUUCACCAGGCAGGAUCUGUGCGGUCACCACUCGUGUGAUACUCUCGGGAUGGCUGAUGUGGGGACUGUGUGUUCACCGGAGCGGAGCUGUGCAAUCAUCGAGGACGACGGGCUACACGCCGCAUUCACCGUGGCACACGAGAUCGGGCACCUGCUGGGUCUGUCCCAUGACGACUCUAAGUUCUGUGAGGAGCGUUUCGGCUCCAGUGAAGACAAGCGGCUGAUGUCGUCCAUCCUGACGUCCAUCGACGCGUCCAAACCCUGGAGCCGCUGCACCUCCUCCACCAUCACGGACUUCUUCGACGACGGAAACGCCGAGUGUCUGCUGGACGCUCCUCGUCUCCCUCUCUUGGGUCCGGAGGAGCUGCCGGGUCAGAGAUACGAUGCGGUGCAGCAGUGCCGUCUGGCCUUCGGUCCGGAGUACACCGUGUGUCCCGGGAUGGACGUGUGCGCGCGUCUGUGGUGCGCCGUCAUCAGGAAGGGACAGAUGGUGUGUCUGACCAAGAAGCUUCCAGCCGUGGAGGGAACGCCGUGUGGGAAGGGCCGGAUCUGUCUGCAGGGCAAAUGUGUGGACAAAACCCGAAAGAGACACUACUCGACGUCGAAUCACGGCAGCUGGAGCUCCUGGGGUCCGUGGGGUUCGUGUUCUCGGACGUGUGGCGGUGGUGUCCAGUUUGCACACCGUCUCUGUAACAACCCUCCUCCCCGAAACAACGGCCGCUACUGCACCGGGAAGAGAGCCGUGUACCGCUCCUGCAGCGUCACGCCGUGCCCUUCAGCCGGGAAGAGUUUCCGUCAGGAGCAGUGUGAGCUGCGUAACGGCCCUCAGACGGACCCUAAAGGAGUCAAGACCUUCGUGGAAUGGGUGCCGAAGUUCGCCGGCGUGCUUCCCAAAGACAUGUGCAAACUCACCUGCAGGGCCAAAGGGACGGGAUACUACGUGGUGUUCUCACAGCGGGUGGUUGAUGGGACGGAGUGCCGGCCGUUCAGCAGUUCGCUGUGUGUGAAGGGGAAGUGUGUUCGCACCGGCUGCGACGGGAUCAUCGGCUCUAAACUUCAAUACGACAAGUGCGGCAUCUGCGGCGGCGACGGAGACAGCUGCAUCAGAGUGGCUGGAAACUUCACCAAGAAGAGUAAGGGCUACACAGAUGUGGUUAAGGUUCCCGAGGGUUCGACGCACCUGAAGGUCAGACAGUACAAAGCCAAAGGCCAGUCGCGCUUCACAGCGUAUCUAGCUCUGCGGCGGCCCGGAGGAGAAUACCUGCUCAACGGGAAGUUCAUGAUCUCCACGUCUGAGAACAUCAUCCCCCUCAACGGCUCCGUUCUCAACUACACCGGCUGGAGUCAGCGGGACGAUGCCUUCCACAGCAUGGGCCCCGGGGCCCUUCAGGAAAGCCUGGUGGUGCAGAUUCUGGCCACGGAUGCUAAGAAACCACUGGACAUCCGCUACAGCUUCUUCAUGCCGCGCAAAAUGCCGCUUCCACCGCGAACGGUUGUAGCGACCUCGGGAACCACCACGGCACUGUCCUCGGCAGAGAUUGUGACGUUUACGACCGAGGUUCCUGCGACGACGACGACGGCACCCACGGGGCCACGCUGGGUGACGGGUUCGUGGAUGACGUGCUCCAGAACUUGUGAUACGGGUUGGCAGAGUCGCACGGUGCAAUGCAAGGACCCUCAGGGGAAGCUGUCCAAGAGCUGCCUGCUCAGCGCCCGGCCGUCGACCUUCAAACACUGCCUGAUUAAAAAAUGUUGAGGACCCCUCAAUCAGACGAACUUCCUGACGGAGCUUCGUGAAGCACGUAGACUGAACCGUUGCAGUUGCGUUCCGAUCACUGUGGGAUUCUGCUAGCGUUCACAGUCGUGAUGCGUUGUGACUCUGGAGCUUUGGCUCUAGCCUUGAAUGUGGUCAUGUUCAGCCACGCCCCUUUGGACAAGCCACGCCCCUUCAUUCAAAUGACACGCCCCUUGAGUUCACACUGGCAGUGAUUUAAAGCAUUUCUGUAGUGUUUGAGGCUCUGGCUUCGAAUGAGUCAAUGUUCAGCCACGCCCCUUUUGACAAAGCCACGCCCUAAAUCCAAACAACAUGCUUCUUGAGUUCAAAAAGUUUCGAAAACAUUUAGAAAACCGAACGUUAAAAAAAAAACAGAAAUAAUGUUUUCAUAACUAAUUGGGAACAUUAGCAUAAAGUUCUAUAUCAUUUAUCAUGUCCGAAAAACUAAAAAUGUUGAGGACCCCUUCCUGAGCUUUGUGAAGCACGCAGACUGAACCGUUGCAGUGGCGUUCCGAUCACUGUUGAAAUUCUUAUAGCGUUCACAAUCCUGUUGCAUUGUGACUCGGACGAGGAGCUUUGGCUCUAGCCUUGAAUGUGGUGACGUUUAGUCACACCCCUUUGAAAAAGCCACGCCCCUUCAUUCAAAUGACACGCCCCUUGUGUUCACACUGGCAGUGAUUUAAAGCAUUUAUAUGCUUGAUAAAAUUAUAAAAUGGAAUGUUAUGUUAAUGUUCACAUAACCAAGACAAAGAAAAAACAUUUAAAAAACAUUCAGAAACAGGGUUUUCAUUAAUUAAUGGGAACAUUAGCAUAACGUUCUGUGUCAAUAUCAUAUCCAAAAUCCUAAAUCAGAUGAACUUCCUGGUUCAGCUUUGUGGAUCACAUUGACUGAACCAUUGCAGUUGCAUUUGUUUGAAUGCGAUUCCGGUUACUGGAAUUCUGCUAGUGUUCGCAAACGUUGCAUUGUGACUUCAGACAAGGAGCUUUGGCUCUAGCCUUAAACCACGCCCCUUUGACAAAGCCACACCCCUUCAGUCAAAUGACACGCCCCUUGGCCUCACACUGGCAGUGAUUUAAAACAUUAUUCUUGUGUUUGAUGUUAAGAUGCGUUUACAUUUACUAUUGAUGAAAUGGAAUGUAAAUGUAAAUGGAAUUCUGCCAGCAUUUACAGUUGCGUUGUGUUGCUUAGUGACUCAGACAAGGAGCUUUGGCUCUAGCCUUAAAUGUGGCACCUUUUAGCCACGCCCCUUUAACAAAGCCACACCCACUGAUCCAAAAGCCAUGCCCCUUAAGUUCACACUGGCAGUGAUUUAAACCACUGCCGUAGUUAUUAAUGUUGCAAUCACAUUUACAGUCGCUCCGUGUAAUCAAGUCUUUCCAAUUCCAACGAUUGCGUGAAAAAAACUCACGUAGGUUACCCUUUACCCAUUGACCAAGUGACUUCUGUGCGAGUGGCACUUCAUACAUCUCUAUUUUACAGACAGCAGACAUUGGACCAUUUUGGUUCGUGAAAUUUCACUACAAUUUUACUAAUGUGACCGAAACUUCAGUAGCUUUUCUAACUCGACUGUAGGGCUGCACGAUAUAAAGCAUAAUUAAAAUUUUCCUUUUGAUUUGUGUUUUACAUAAAAGUGCAACAAUUCCGAUUCAGAAAUUUCUCAAACGAGAACCUUUGGGAUUUUGGAGCAAAAUAAUGAGGAUUAUCAGAUUACUGUGCCACCCUACUUGAUCGGAUUAUUUAACUACAUAUAUCAGUCUGUGCUCCUAUUGGUCGUCAUCGCAUUAUGUCACAGCUUAUUUGUAAAAACCUGGACCAAGUUGUCAACAGAUUUAAUGAUCGCUGUUAGUGUAAACCUCCUGUUUAGGGUCUGAUACAUUUACAGUACCACCCAUAAGAAAUAAGCAUCGACUCCAGGAAUGGAAAGGUCCAUGCAGAACGCUGAUUUUCUAGAAUUAAUCUAAUAAUAUUGAGUGUGAAACUCCCACAUUGAACUGAUCUUCCUUUCUUUGUUACAGAAAAGCUAAACAGGGCUCUGAUUUGUAAAUGUGUGUAUGUCAUUUUCUGUGUUCAGGGCUCAAACGACACUGUGUGCCCUCGAUACUCGCAAUAACGCCAGCCAAUCACUCACUCGCUCGCAGUCGCGCCGUUUACAUGUUCAUGGGAAUGUUUCAGGUUAAAAACAAACUAAAACCUUUUUUAGAGUGAAAUACGUCUAUGAGGCAAGAAUCACACAGGGUUAAAGCCAAAAUGUGAAACUUGUAUGUUUAUUAGAGCCUGUAUACUAAUUGCUGUGUACAGAAAUGUGUGUUAUUUGAACUGUAAGCCCAGCUAACAAGAAGGAUUUUUAGCAUGUUCUGGUAAAAGUUUUGAACAAUUCAGAACAAAGUAACUUAUUUAAAAUUAUCUGGUCUUUGAUAAUGUUCUCACAAAAACAUUAUUUACCGUAUUUUUCGGACUAUAAGUCGCACCUGAGUAUAAGUCGCAUCAGUCCAAAAAUACGUUAUGAUGAGGAAAAAAAACAUAUAUAAGUCGCACUGGACUAUAAGUCGCA